Molecule: messenger RNA, 2706 nt
Organism: Aspergillus saccharolyticus JOP 1030-1
Lineage: Eukaryota; Fungi; Ascomycota; Eurotiomycetes; Eurotiales; Aspergillaceae
Product: Clavaminate synthase-like protein
Exons: 10
Coding region: 1-2706 (901 amino acids)
Biological process (GO): transmembrane transport
Molecular function (GO): transmembrane transporter activity
Source: RefSeq, a predicted model, not a curated record
AUGUCACCCUCCGCGCCUCCCGUUCUCGAUUUCUCCGUCUUCUACGGAAGCGACACCGCGGCCAAAGCCGACUUGGUCGAUCGGAUCCGCGAAUGCUGCUUGUACAAUGGCUUCUUUCAGAUCACUGGCCACCGCGUGCCGCGCGAACUGCAGCAGCGGGUGAUGGCAUGCGCGAAGCGAUUCUUCAAUCUCCCGCUGGACGAGAAGGUGAUGAUUGACAAGAGAAACAACACCUGGAACCGCGGCUACGAACUCCUGCGCUCGCAAAUGCUCGAGGUUGGCACCGGCCCCGAACUCAAAGAAGGGUUGUACAUCGGCGAGGAAAUCCCCGAAGACCACCCGUAUUUCAUCGCCAAGAAGCUCAACAGCGGGCCCAACCAGUGGCCGGCCACGAUUGCCUCCCCGGACGAGUUCCAGCAGACCUCGAUGGAAUACUACCACGCGGUGUUCGACCUCGCCAAAGACGUGCUCGGCGCGCUGGCGCUGACCCUUGACGUGGCGGAGGACUACUUCACCCCGUUAACGGCCGGCGCGGUCGCCACGAUGCGAUACCUGCACUACCCGGCCCAGCCCAAGGACGCGGACGAGAAAGUCAACCGUGGGAUCGGCGCGCACACCGAUUUCGGGUGCAUCACCUUGCUGCUGCAGGAUGAGGUGGAUGGAUUGCAGGUGCUGGAUGCGCCGAGUGGGGAGUGGCUGGACGUUGAACCCGUCCCCGGCGCCUACGUCGUCAACCUCGGCAACCUGUUCAUGCGCAUGGCCAACGACCGCUACAAAUCCAACAUCCACCGCGUGAUCAAUCGAUCCGGCAAGGAGCGCUACAGCAUCCCCUUCUUCUUCAGUGGCAACCCGGAUUAUUUGUGCCAGUGUCUGCCGAAUUGCCGGCAGCCCGGUGAGGCGCCCCGGUAUCCGCCCAUCACUGUCGAGGAGAUGGUGACGGCCUCGUACAAGGAGAGCUACGGCCGGGCGGAGAAGUAUAAGCAGGAGAUGAAGAGGAUGGAGCGGAGGGCGCCGACGGCGUCGAACAACAUGGCCAGCACACAGACGCACCACCAGACCAACCCCACCUCGCCCAAAGACACCAUGGAGAUCCUCAAAGUCCCCCCGGAGAACGCCCGACAGAGCCUCGAACAAGACACCAAAGGCAUAAUCGUUGACGACCCAGCCAUCCAGCAAUUCUAUGGCUCAUCAACCACCGAAGCCUACCGGCUCAAGUCCGAGCUGAUCGGUCGCUGCUUGGAGGAAAUCGGCAUGGGGCCAUUCCAGUGGAAACUGUUCGUGGUGACUGGAUUCGGAUGGAUCGUGGAUAACUUCGCCUCCCAAGGCAUCAGCGCGGUGCAGCCGCCCAUCAAGCUCGAAUUCCCAGGGAUCGUGCAGGUCAGCUACAGCUCGGUGGCGUACUACCUCGGCCUGAUCCUGGGGGCCUCGUUCUGGGGGAUUUCCAGCGAUCUGAUCGGCCGACGGCCUGCGUUCAAUUGCACGCUGCUCAUCGCGGGGAUCUUCCUGUGUGGUGCCGCCGGGACGACGGGGUUCGUGGGGUUCAGUGCGAUGUGGGCGAUGGUCGGGACGGCGGCGGGGGGGAAUGUGCCGGUGGAUUCGAUGAUCUUUCUGGAGUUUGUGCCUGGCAGUCAUCAAUGGCUCCUGACCGCACUCUCCGCAUGGUGGAAUCUGGGCCAACUGAUCGUUUCGCUAGUGGCGUGGGUGUUUCUGGCGAAUUUCAGCUGUGCAACGGAUGCCACGCCGGAGACCUGUCAUCGACAGGAUAAUAUGGGAUGGCGCUACACACUCAUCACCCUCGGCGGCCUCUCCCUCGCCUUCACCUGCAUCCGCUCCCUCGUCUUCACCCUCCCCGAGACCCCCCGGUAUCUCCUCUCGAAAGGCCGCGAUCAGGCCGCCGUCGACGCAGUGAAUUACGUCGCCCGUCAGAACGGCCAGCCGCCGCCGUUGACGCUGGCAAUGCUGCAGGAGAUCGACGCGCAACUCGGCACGACCACCGCCCCGACGGCAUUAUCCACCACCGAGAUCCUGCGCGAGAACAUGAAGGACUUUACGGGGUCGCACUUCCGGGCGCUGUUCGCGACGCGGCUCCUCGCCAGACAUACGCUGAUCGUGUGGGGGAUAUGGUUGACAAUUGGCAUCGCAUAUCCACUUUACUUCAACUUCCUCCCCUCGUAUCUCGCGACGAAGUUCUCCUCCUCGUCCUCGCUGAGCACGACGUAUCGGAACUACUGCAUCGAGUCGGCGGUGGGGGUGGUGGGCCCGUUGUCUGCAGCCUACUUGGUGACAACCUUCUUUGGAAGACGGUGGAUGAUGGGGUUGUCGUCGGUCGUGACGGGGGUGUUUCUAUUUGCUUAUGUGGGUGUGAAAGAUACGACCUCCUCGUUGGCGUUUGCGUGUGUGACGGGGAUGUUGGGGAAUUUCGCCGCGAGUACCCCAAUAUUCCCAUCCAUGCUAACAACAAGACUGAUGAUAGAAUAUGCAAUCAUGUACGCCUUCACCCCCGAAUCCUUCCCCGCCCCCCACCGCGGCACAGGCACCGGCACGGCAGCCUCGCUGCUGCGGUUCGGGGGACUUUGUGCGAGCCUGAUCGCCUCGCAAACCGGGUUCACCCCCGCCCCGAUCUAUGCGUCGGCCGCGCUAUGGGUGGUGGUUGGGGUGGUUUGUUUUGGGUUGCCUUUUGAGACCCAUGGACAUCAGAGUAUAUGA